AUGGUGAAGGAGAGCCUGCGGGGCUGGGUCCCAGACCCUGGAGACCCGCUGGUCCACAUCAACGUGGGAGGGCUCAAGAGCAGCCUGUUCUCCAGCACGCUGCGCAAGUUCCCCGACACACGGCUGGGCCGCCUGCUAGCCUGUGAGUCCGAGGAGGCUAUCCUGCAGGUCUGCGACGACUACGACGAGCAGCUGAGGGAGUUCUACUUUGACCGCAACCCAAGCCUCUUUGCGUACGUCCUGCAUUUUUACCAGACGGGCAAGCUCCACAUCAUGGAGGAGCUGUGUGUUUUCUCCUUCUGCCAAGAGAUUGAGUACUGGGGCAUCAACGAGUUCUUCCUGGACAGCUGCUGCAGCUACCGAUACCAUGACCGAAAGCUUGAGACCCGACACAAGAACUGGGAUGAAGACAGCGACGAGAGCAGUGUGGACACAGACGUGGACGAAAUCUCCGACCUCAACAAGGACAUCUUGCUCUUCCAGGACAUGAAGUGUGGCAAUGUCCGUCGGUGCUUGUGGCUGACCCUGGAGAACCCUGGCUACUCCAUCCCCAGCAAGCUCUUCAGUCUACUGUCCAUCACUGUGGUUCUGACCUCCAUUGCGACCAUGUGCAUUCACAGCAUCCCGGAGUACCAGGUCUAUGACCAGAAUGGCAAGCAGAUCGAGGACCCCACUCUGCAGGCCCUCGAGAUAUUCUGUGUCUGCUGGUUCAACUUUGAGGUGGUGACUCGCAUGCUUCUAGCUCCAAACCGACGGAAGUUUUUCAUUAUGCCUCUCAACAUGAUCGACAUCAUCUCUGUGGUGCCCAUCUAUGUCACCCUACUCUUUGACUUGGUAGUUGGCAGUGAAUCCGAGCUAGAAAACUUGGGAAAAGUGGUGCAGGUGUUCCGACUCAUGAGGAUAUUCCGAGUCCUGAAGCUGGCCAGACACUCCACGGGCCUACGGUCACUAGGGGCCACACUAAGGCACAGCUACAGGGAGGUGGGCAUCCUGCUGCUCUACCUGGGUGUGGGCGUGUCUGUGUUCUCAGGCAUCGUGUACACAGCGGAGUACGAGGAGGACGUCGGACUGGACACCAUCCCCGCGUGCUGGUGGUGGGGGACCGUUAGCAUGACCACGGUAGGUUUCGGGGACGUGGUGCCCGUCACAGUGGCGGGCAAGCUUGCGGCGUCCGGUUGCAUCCUCGGCGGGACUCUGGUGGUGGCCCUGCCCAUCACCAUCAUCUUCAACAAGUUCUCCCACUUCUACCGCAAACAGAAGGCCCUGGAGGCGUCCGUGCGUAACAGCAACAAGAAGCGGCUGAAGAUGGACGUGGAUGCUGGCUCUGAUGGGGACAGUCACUAUCUGGGGGAUGAGGAUGUGGACGAUGAGGAUGAUGACACUGACAGCGAGGGUGGUGUGGUAAACUAUAGUUACGUUGAACACCUACCUCCUGUAGACAGAAGGAGAGAAGUUUACCAACUCUGA
Alosa sapidissima (American shad) is the source of this 1467-nucleotide messenger RNA. RefSeq names its product potassium voltage-gated channel subfamily S member 2. Lineage: Eukaryota; Metazoa; Chordata; Actinopteri; Clupeiformes; Clupeidae. The record is from RefSeq and is a predicted model, not a curated record. Bases 1 to 1467 code for a protein of 488 amino acids. The transcript has 2 exons. Gene Ontology annotation, biological process: potassium ion transmembrane transport; regulation of delayed rectifier potassium channel activity; protein homooligomerization. Gene Ontology annotation, molecular function: protein binding; delayed rectifier potassium channel activity. Gene Ontology annotation, cellular component: membrane; voltage-gated potassium channel complex.